Messenger RNA from Mesorhabditis spiculigera, 258 nucleotides. NCBI's taxonomy places the organism in Eukaryota, Metazoa, Nematoda, Chromadorea, Rhabditida, Rhabditidae. The record is from the annotation of a GenBank genome assembly.
AUGAAGAAGGUUAUCGACCACAUGACCGGAGCCGGCAAGCCCGAGGCCGAGAUCAACGAAUUCAAGAAGAAGAUCCAAGCCUGGGUCGUCGGUCUGCUCGCCAAGGACAAGUUCAAGACCCUCUCCUUCUACGUCGGAGAGCGACAAGCCGAGGGCAACGGCGAAGGACAAGUGUGCAUCGUCGAAUACCGUGACGUUGAUGGCGAGGAGGUCCCCACCCUGUUGCUGGUCAAGCAGGCGCUGGAGGAGGAGAAGUGC